Molecule: messenger RNA, 4716 nt
Organism: Mesorhabditis belari
Lineage: Eukaryota; Metazoa; Nematoda; Chromadorea; Rhabditida; Rhabditidae
Source: the annotation of a GenBank genome assembly
AUGUCUUGGGAACAAGAGUGCGAGAAGGACCCGGGAUGGCAAUUUCUGAAGAGAACUCGCGAGCAAAUUCUUCAGGAUCAAUCGAAGCCUUAUGACUCGAAGAAAGACGUGUGGUGUCCGGAUCCGGAAGACGGAUAUAUUGCCGGGCAAAUCACCGGCACCAAGGGCGACAAUGUAACCAUCACCACCGCUAAAGGAAAUGAGGUGACCCUCAAGAAGGAGCUCAUCCAGGAGAUGAAUCCACCAAAAUUCGAGAAAGCCGAUGACAUGUCUAACUUGUCUUUCCUCAACGACGCUUCUGUCCUCGGGAAUCUGCGCGCCCGUUAUGCUGCCAUGUUGAUUUAUACCUAUUCCGGCCUCUUCUGCGUCGUCAUCAAUCCCUACAAACGUCUUCCCAUCUACACCGACACUAAGCCUAUGGGAAUCAUCUCUAUGCUUGAUGAAGAGUGUAUCGUUCCAAAGGCUACUGACUUGACUUUGGCUCAAAAGUUGUCCGACCAGCACUUAGGCAAACAUCCCAACUUCGAGAAGCCUAAACCACCAAAGGGAAAACAAGCCGAGGCUCACUUUGCCAUGCGUCACUACGCUGGAACUGUGAGAUACAAUUGCAGCAACUGGCUCGAGAAGAACAAAGAUCCCCUCAACGAUACUGUUGUCGGUGUGAUGAAGAAUGGUGUUAAUGAGCUUAUGAAAACAAUUUGGGAAGAUUAUCAAACUCAAGAGGAACAAGCUGCCGCUGCUAAGGAUGGUAGUGGUGGUGGAAAGAAGAAGGGUAAAUCUGGUUCUAUGAUGACCGUUUCUAUGCUUUACCGUGAGUCUCUGAACAAGUUGAUGACUAUGCUUCACAAGACUCAUCCACAUUUCAUCCGUUGUAUCAUCCCCAACGAGAAGAAACAAUCUGGAAUGCUUGACGCGGCUCUUGUCAUGAACCAAUUGACAUGUAACGGUGUGCUUGAGGGUAUCCGUAUUUGCCGUAAAGGUUUCCCCAACAGAACAGCUCAUCCCGAGUUUGUGCAACGUUACGCUGUGUUGGCUGCAGCCGAAGCCAAGAGCGAUCCGGAUCCGAAGAAAUGCUCUGAAGCUAUUCUCAGCAAAAUUGUGAAUGACGGUGGUUUGACUGACGAGAAUUUCCGUGUCGGCAAGACGAAGGUUUUCUUCAAAGCCGGUAUCUUGGCUGCUCUUGAGGAUCUUCGUGACGACAAACUUGGCACUGUCUUCACCGGGUUCCAGUCGGCUAUUCGUUUCUAUCUUGCCAAGUCCGAAUGCCGUCGUCGCACUCAACAACGCACUGGUCUCCUCGUCCUUCACCGCAACAUUCGCACUUGGACUGUUGUUCGCACUUGGGACUGGUACCUUCUUUUCGGAAAGAUCCGUCCUAUGCUCAAGUGUGGAAAGGAGGGAGAAGAAAUCGAGAAGAUGGCCCAAAAGAUUAAAGACAUGGAAGUUCAAGUUGUCGACGAGGAGAAGAGCCGUCAAAACAUGGAGGCUCAACACACCAAAUUGCUCGAAGAGAAGAAUGGUGUGUUUGCUGAUUUUGAGAAAGUGAAGACCGAGCUGAGUGGGGUUGAGGAAAAGCUUGCUAAACUGCAAGCUCUGCAAACGGAUGCUGGCAAGCAAAUCGGCGAGUUGAACGAUCUCCUGGCUGAGCAAGAGGACAGAAACAGCGAUGUGCAGAGAGCGAGGAAGAAGGUGGAAAGUGAGCUGGAAAAUCUCCGUCGUCAGAUGGCCGACUUGGAGGCAACUCUUGGCCGUGUUGAAGAAGAGAAACAGGCGAAAGAGGCUCAGAUUCGAACUCUUCAAGAUGAAAUGGCCAAUCAAGAUGAGGCCAUCGCUAGACUCAACAAAGAGAAGAAGGCUCAAGAAGAAGCCAACCGAAAAUUGGUUGAAGAUCUCCAAGGAGAAGAGGACAAGAACAACAUGACCUCGAAGACCAAACAAAAGUUGGAGCGAGCUUUGGAUGACCUUGAGGAUUCUCUUGAACGUGAGAAACGGGCUCGCGGUGAGAUCGAGAAGCAGAAGAGAAAGAUUGAGGGAGAGCUCACCGUUCAACAAGAAAAACUCGAGGAAACCGCUCGUGUUCGCUCCGAUUUAGAAUCUAGUUUGAAGAAAAAGGACACCGAACAUCAAGCAAUCCUUGGUCGCCUUGAAGAAGAGCAAUCACUUUCAUCCAAGCUUCAGCGUCAGCUCCGCGAUGGAACCAGCCGUCUCUCGGAGUUGGAGGAUGAGGUCGAGUCUGAGCGGCAAAACCGCGCCAAAGCCGAGCGCUCAAAAACCGAUCUUCAACGAGAACUCGACAAUCUCAACGAUCGUCUUGAUGAACAAGGCGGUAUGACGGCUGCUCAAAUCGAGCUCAACAAAAAGCGAGAAGCUGAGUUGGCCAAGCUGCGUCAUCAGCUUGAAGAAGCGCAUCAAAAUCACGAGAAUCAAUUGGCCGCACUGAAGAAGAAGCACUCAGACAGUGUCACUGAGCUCACCGAUCAACUCGAUCAAAUCCAAAAGGCUAAGGUGAAAGCCGAGAAAGAUCGCGCCACUGCUCUUCACGAUGCUGAGGCUGUUCAAUCUCAAAUCGACUCCGAGACAUCUGCAAAAAUGCACAACGAGAAACUGUGCAAACAGUUGGAGAUUCAGCUAUCUGAGCUUCGUUCAAAAGCCGAUGAACAAGCUCGUCAAAUCUCCGAAUUCAACGCCAACAAGUCUCGUCUCACCGGCGACAAUGGCACCUUGAACAAGCAGAUUGAAGACGCCGAGUCUCAACUCAAUCAGCUCACUCGUUCAAAGGCUCAACUAGCCAGUCAGUUGGAAGAGGCUAAACGAACGGCUGAAGAAGAGGCUCGUGAGAGACAACAGUACGCCGCUCAAGCCAAGAACUAUCAACACGAGGCUGAGUCUAUUCGCGAGAAUAUCGAUCUCGAGAUUGAGGCCAAAGCUGAACUCCUUCGUCAACUCUCUAGAGUCAAUGGAGAGAUUCAGAACUGGAAAGCAAAGCUCGAGGGUGAGGGACUGCUCAAAGGAGAAGAACUUGACGAGGUUCGUCGUCGACAACAGUCCAAGAUCAACGAGCUGCAAUCUGUCCUCGAGCAAGCAAACACCAAGAUCUCCUCACUUGAGAAAACAAAAUCUCGACUUGCUGCUGACCUAGAUGAAGCGCAAGGAGAGGUUGAGAGAGCGAACAACUAUGUGAAUGGACUGGAGAAGAAACAGAAAGGAUUCGACAAAGUGAUUGAUGAUUGGAGACGCAAGAUUGACGAGUUGCAACAGGAACACGAGAUUGCUCAACGGGACUCGCGCAAUGCUCAAACGGAUCUUCUCAGAGCUAAGGCUGGCGCUGAUGAGAUUCGUGGUGUCUCCGAAGAUCUUCGUCGAGAGAAUGGAGGCUUGGCGCAGGAGGUGCGCGACUUGCAAGGACAACUUGCUGACGGUGGACGUGGAGUUCAAGAAAUGCAACGCAUUGUGCGCACACUUGAGCUCGAGAAAGAGGAGCUUCAGCAUGCUGUCGACGAGGCUGAGGCUGCUUUAGAGGCUGAGGAGAGCAAGGUGCUCCGUGCUCAAGUUGAAGUAUCUCAAAUCCGUGCAGAGAUUGAGAAACGAAUCCAAGAGAAGGAGGAAGAGUUCGAGAACACUCGCAAGAACCACCAACGCGCUAUGGAGAGCAUGCAAUCAGCUCUCGAGAACGAACAAAAAGCAAAGAACGAUUUAACGCGCAUUCGCAAGAAACUCGAAGCCGACAUUGGUGAGUUGGAAUUGGCUCUUGAUCACGCAAAUCAAGCGAAUGCUGAAGCACAAAGAAAUUUGAAACGACACCAAGAGCAAGUGGCCGAGUUGCAGAAACAAGUUGAAGAGGAGCAACGCCACAAAGAGGACGCCCGUGAGCAGUACUUCUCCGCCGAGAAGAAAGCCACUAUGCUUCAAUCGGAGCGUGAGGAGCUCGUGCUGGCUCUUGAAUCAUCGCAACGAGCAAGGCGCCAAGCGGAGACCGAAGCCACCGAGGCUCAGAGUCAAGCCGCUGAAUACUCUGGGCAAAUGAACUCACUGGCUGCGGCUAGGCGCAAGUUGGAGACCGAAGUGCAAGCCCUUCAUUCUGAUUUGGAUGAAACAAUCAGUGAGUACAAGACAGCUGAAGAUAACGCAAAGAAAGCAAUGUCCGAUGCGGCUCGUCUUGCUGACGCAUUGCGCCUUGAGCAAGAUCACUCGAACACAAUUGAUAGGGGAAAGAAAGCGCUUGAGCAACAACUUCGUGAGUUCCAGACUAGACUAGACGAGGCCGAAGCCGCCGCACUCAAGGGAGGAAAGAAGGUGAUUCAACAACUCGAGAAGCGUUCUCGCGAUUUGGAGAACGAGUUGGAUGGAGAACAACGACGCUUCCAAACGGCCAACAAAGAUUUGAACAAAGCUGAGCGAAAAGUUAAAGAAUUGGAUUUCCAGAUCAACGAAGACAAGAAGAACUUUGAUCGAUUGAAUGAACUAGUCGAGAAGCUUCAGAACAAGCUGAAACAACAGAAGAAACAGAUUGAUGAUGCGGAAGAGCAGGCAAACAUGCAUCUGCAAAAGUACCGUCAAAUUCAACAUCAACUCGAGGAUGCCGAGGAGAGAGCCGAUUUGGCUGAGAAUUCGCUCUCAAAGCUUCGCGCCAAAUCCCGUGUUGGCUCAACAGUCCCCGGCGGUCUCCAAGGAUCAGCCUCAGCGGCUGUAAUGCGUGCUCCCAGCCGUUCCAACUUC